ACCCUCUUUUAUGAUGCUCGCCAACAUUAAAAAGUGAUCCUCCGUUUUAAGGAAUGAAUUGCAUGCCAUUCGAAACAGAAAUAAUUAAGAGAAUCUUUGACGAUAGUUUCAUCCUCUGGCCAAACCGGUUAUUUUCCCAAGUGGCGCCUCGUACGUUAUGCCGCUUUUGAUUGGCUUUUCUCCCAUCGCUUCAUGUCGUCAGACCACGUACCAUUAUAGAUUGUGUCGUCAUAACAUGAAAGAGGGGACAUUCUUCCAGUUCUUUUGAAAAGAAUGUAUCAUUGAUUAAUAAUUCUUUCUUAUGCAAAACAAAAAUGGGAAAUAAUCUUGUGAUACUGGGAAGAUCUUCAUGAUUUAUUUUUAAAAUCUUUGCAAAAUAUUCAAAAAAUCGUGGCAGUUUUUCGAAACAAAAUAUUCCCAAAGGGAAAAAGCACUACUUCACACGAAAUUCACCUCAGUUCUAGCUACUUAGGCCGUGGUACAAGAAAAAACCGUCGAUAAACCAUUUUAACACAUUCACCAUAAGAAUGUGUGAACCAUUCUAUAUAAGAAACGCAGAAAAGUCAAAAAGCUUUGAUUUCUUUUCAGAUUAAACUUUCUCUUUUAGAUUGUAGAGGCUCGUCGAACUUUGCACUUGCGUCAAGUUUUUCCCGUUCGGGUACCUCAUUGCGCUUCAUGCACACUGCAAAAAAUACAAAAAAAAGAAAGCUGAGAACUAAAUUCGAACUUCUGUACUGUUUGCUCACACUAAUAAAAUACCGAUUGAUACCGCGCGGUUUGGUAGACCGUGCGGUAAUUUCAGUUCCACUGAUGGUAUACCAGGGAAUGUAACAGACUGAUAUCGGAGUGAUAACCCGGCAGUAUUUAACCGGUUUUGAUGACAUAGGUUAUUUAGUAUAAGGUAGAUUGACCUUAAUUAAGCAAAAAUACAUCGGCUAACAUUUCUCUAAUUUAUUGACUCAUCUCCACUUCAUGGACACUUCGAAAUCACUUCAAGUGAAGUGAUUCUUUUUCCUCUCAUUGGAAGAGUUCACAAUAUGCGUGUAAAAUCAGAGAUUCGACGAAACAGCAGCAGCAUGGAUGAAGCUCUUGUCAACAUUUUUUCAUAUUCACUUCGAUAUCAAUAAUCUCUGAUUUUGUUUGUUUAAGUUACUGUAUCAAAGAUAACAUUCUAAAUUUGUCAGCCACAUAUUACAGUAAAAUCAGUGUGUGUGUCUCAAAUUCAAAAGAAAUACAGUUUAUUUUAACAUUUUCUCAUCCCCUCUUCUCUCUCACAAUGAUUAUCUUAUGUUUUUGUUUAGAUAAAAUAGAAUCAUCACUUAUGACAACAAAGAAUAUAUUUCCAGAAAAAUCGAGAUUUAUUUGGAGAUUUUCAUGUAAAAAAUUGAAUCAAUUACCAUCUUGUAUCUAUAAAAAUUUGAAUGAUAAUCAACAACAAAUGACAAAUGAAGAUGAAUUACAACAGCGACAAGAAUUAGCAUUACAAUUUACCUGUAUCUUCUCAGCUGUUGUCUAUAUGCAUCGAUUUUUAAUGAUACAUCCAUGUCAAGAAUUUAAACAAGAAAUUAUUGGUGCUUGUUGUCUAUUUCUAUCGUGUAAAGUAAAUGAAUGUCCAAGAGCCGUUUUAGAUGUUAGUGAACAAGUAUUUAAAUUAAAUAAAGAUCAAAAUGAACAAAUGAAAACGAAAGAAAAGAUCAUUCAAACGUAUUGUGAAAAUAUUGUUGAAUAUGAAAAUGUUCUACUAUCGACACUUGGAUUUUGUGUUACAGUUGAACAACCAUACAUGCAAAUUGCAAAAACAACACAAGCACUUUCAUUAUCACGUGAAUUGAAUGAUAUAGCCUAUAAUUUAGCAACGAAAAGUAUAUUUUUAACAUUAUUUUCAAUGAAAUAUUCAACAAAUUUGAUUGCUUGUUUUUCAAUCUAUUUAGCCGCAUCGAUGUCAGAUAUUACGAUUCAAGAUAAUCCGAAUGGAAGUGAAUGGUUUCACUUAGUUAAUGAAGAGAUUACUGAACAACGGUUGAUGGGUAUGUCUAUUGCCUAA
This is a messenger RNA of Didymodactylos carnosus, 2044 nucleotides long. The record is from the annotation of a GenBank genome assembly. NCBI's taxonomy places the organism in Eukaryota, Metazoa, Rotifera, Eurotatoria, Philodinida, Philodinidae.